Bathycoccus prasinos is the source of this 2628-nucleotide messenger RNA. RefSeq lists its product with no specific name. Gene Ontology annotation, cellular component: membrane; microtubule; cytoplasm. The transcript is spliced from 2 exons. The record is from RefSeq and is a predicted model, not a curated record. NCBI's taxonomy places the organism in Eukaryota, Viridiplantae, Chlorophyta, Mamiellophyceae, Mamiellales, Bathycoccaceae. Gene Ontology annotation, biological process: catabolic process. Bases 1 to 2628 code for a protein of 875 amino acids. Gene Ontology annotation, molecular function: microtubule binding; zinc ion binding; GTPase activity.
AUGGCCGCGAGCGCGUAUGGGGCUGACGAAACGGACAACUUCAUAAACGCUCCAUCUGCGCCUCAAAUGCGCGCCGCCUCCGCGAAAGGUAGCGGUGGUAAUCGCAACAAUUCUUCAAACGCGGAAGACUUGCGCAAAAGCACGUACUGGAACCCGCAAAAGAACUCGAGCGGCGCGCCGGCGUUUUUCGAUCCGUCCAACGAAAAGUUGUACGAGGCGUACUCGCAGUUGCACACGUUGGCGCAAGAAUUCGAUAAGCCGUUCGAUUCCCCGGCGGUGUUAGUCGUUGGUCACCAAACGGACGGUAAGAGUGCGUUGGUGGAAGCGUUGAUGGGUUUCCAGUUUAACCACGUCGGAGGCGGGACGAAAACCAGACGACCGAUUGCCAUCAACAUGAAGUACAACCACAACUGCGUGGAGCCUCGAUGCUAUUUGGUCAAAGACGACACGUUGGGUAAAGAGGAGGAAUUAUCCUUGCCGGAGUUACAAGCGUUCAUUGAGAGCGAAAACGCGAGAUUGGAACAAGAGAAUUCGUUUUGGGCGAAAGAUAUCGUCGUGAAGAUUGAAUAUAAAUAUUGUCCAAACUUGACGAUCAUCGAUACGCCGGGGUUGAUCUCGGCCGCGCCGGGGAGAAAGUUCAACGGCAUGCAACAACAAUCGAGAAUGGUCGAGAACUUGGUUCGUGCGAAAAUGCAAAACCCAGAUUACAUCAUCUUGUGCUUGGAAGACAACUCGGAUUGGUCGAACGCGACGACGAGAAAGGCAGUUAUGGAGUGCGACCCAGAUUUGCGCCGAACCGUUGUCGUUUCGACCAAGUUUGAUACGAGAAUCCCACAGUUUGCGAGAGCCGCGGAUGUGGAGAUGUUCAUGCAUCCACCGAGGCACUUGUUGGAUUCACCUGCUAUGUUAGGGGGUGGUCCGUUCUUUACGUCCGUGCCAAGCGGGAGAGUUGGUUUGUCCCGAGACUCCAUGUUUCGCUCGAACGACCACUUCAGAGAGGCGGUUGUCCAACGCGAGCAAGCUGAUAUCGUCGAGUUGGAAAGACGAUUGGACAGAAGAUUAGAACCGAGCGAACGAGCUCGUUCGGGUUUGUCCCAGUUGAGACACUUCCUCGAACGUUUGUUGCAACAAAGAUACUUGGACAACGUCCCGACGAUUGUGCCUGUGCUCGAGAGAGAACAUCGUCACGCCUCGAACAAGUUGGAAGAAACCGUCGGCGAACUCGCGGACAUGAACCAAGACAAGUUGAAAGAGAAAGGGAGACAGUUUUACCAACACUUUUUGGAAAAGAUUCCAGAGUUGUUGAGAGGUACGCUCGCGGCGCCUCCGAGAGUGUUUGGCGAGACGUUGUCGCAUGAGCACAUCCGAGGCGGCGCGUUUGUCUCCAACGACGGUCGCCCGGUGAACAGCGAAAACCCGAUUCCGAACGCAGAAAUGCGAUUAUUCGGUGGUGCGCAAUACCACAGAGCUUUGGAAGAGUUCCGCCAAAUCGUCGGCGAAGUGCAGUGCCCGCAAGUUUCCAGAGAAGAUAUCAUCAACGCGUGCGGCGUGGAUGAAGUUCACGAUGGGGUCAACUAUACCCGAACCGCGUGUGUUAUUGCCGUCAGUCGAGCCAAAGAUACUUUUGAACCUUUCGUGCACCAGUUAGGUUUCCGUUUGGCGCACAUCGCUCGACGCAUGUUACCUGUUGCCAUGUACUUGUUACAAAAAGAAGGACGAAUUUUAAGCGGACACGAAGUCUUUUUGAAGAAAAUUGGCUCCUCGUUUGCCAAGUUUGUGGACCAACGCGUAAAAGAGUGCCAAGAAAAGUGCCGAGAGGAUUUACUCUCCACCACGAACUUUGUCACAUGGUCGUUGCACUCCGGGAACAAGUCUGGCUUACGAUCGGUGUUGCACCCGGACGCGAGAGUGGACGAGAAGAACUCGUACGGGGGCGCGACCUCGGGCAUGUCCUCGUCCUCUUCGAGAGACUUGGCCAAAGUAAAUCCAAAAGAUCAAAAGUUGAUGGAUUUGGUCGAGAACACCUUGUGGAACCGUAACAUGAAGGAGGUGACGUUAGAUGUUGUCGAUUUGUUGGUUCGUCAAAUCUAUUCGGGCAUUCGCACGUAUGUCGUCCAAUCUGUGGAGUUGAAAUUCAACUGCUUCUUCUUGAUGCCGUUGUUGAACGACUUCUCGCACCAUUUAAGAAACGAAAUGGAAGACGCGUUCGACGUCAACUUGGAUUUGGUAUUUAACGUGAAGAACGUCCGCUUGGCUUUGGAAGAGAGACAACAAAAGUUAGAAGCUGAGUUGGAACAAAUGGAACACAUCCAAUCGAAGUUUGCGAGCAUUCACUCGCAACUCGAGGUGCACUCUGGAGCCUCGCCGGCAACGGUCGCGGCAGCGCAAGCGGCCAGAAAUGGAACGUCAUUUAGAACCGCCGCGGAUCGUGAGAUGCAAAUUUCCUCGGAUUCAGUGAAGGCCGCGCAAGAGAUGGAAGCCGGCAUCGCGCACGCUAAGGAACAGUUUGCCCACUAUUCGCCAACCAACGCCGGCGUGCGCCAACAGGGCAAGACGAUGAAUUCGCCGGGCACGGUUCAGUCUGGUAAAUCUGGCAUCCGAGGCAUUUUGUCGCCGCGUAAUAUCUAA